Messenger RNA from Prunus mume (Japanese apricot), 384 nucleotides. The record is from RefSeq and is a predicted model, not a curated record. NCBI's taxonomy places the organism in Eukaryota, Viridiplantae, Streptophyta, Magnoliopsida, Rosales, Rosaceae.
AUGAGAGUUUUCUGUGAAGACAAUGGUAACAAGAAGAGUUGCCAGGGAUCACCCAUGGCAGGCCCCAUGAAGUCUCCCAUGGCAUCCUCCAUGGCAGCCCCCAUGGCAGCAUCCAUAGCAUCAUCCCCAAUGGCAUCAAGGGGCAUGAGCUUUGACACUCAUUACUACCAGAGCUUGUUGAGAGGCAGAGGACUUCUCUUUGCUGAUCAGCAAUUGAUGGCUAAUGAGAGGACAGCCAGAUUGGUGAGAGCUUAUGCUUCAGACGAUGGAUCAACCUUCCGGAUGGACUUCGCCCGGGCAAUGAUGAAGAUUUCUAACCUUAAUGUUCUCACUGGAUCUCAAGGUCAGGUCCGAUUGGAAUGCACUCUGCCAGUCUCUAGCUAG